This is a messenger RNA of Coregonus sp. 'balchen', 33006 nucleotides long. The record is from the annotation of a GenBank genome assembly. NCBI's taxonomy places the organism in Eukaryota, Metazoa, Chordata, Actinopteri, Salmoniformes, Salmonidae.
AUGAAGACACGAGUGGUAUGUUUUUUAAAACUCUUUUGGAAAGAGGGAAGUUAUGGGGAAAAUAGACAUCUAGUCUACUGCUACAGUAUCAUGCUGCUAGUCUAGUCUACUCUCCUGUUUAAAUAUUUUAGUCUCUCUAUAACAAUGGGUUGGAUGAUGGUUUUAAAGAUUAUAAUUGAAAGACUACCAGAGCUCACAGCUGUCAUUGUUUUUAAAUCAUAGAGCGCAUCUGUUGUUUUGAGUAGGCCUAGUGGAUGAGAGAUGAGAAAAAUGAAAUGUAAUCACAGAAAGAAGAGAUAUGCUAUUAUUUGUCAUCUCACAAAAAAAAUUCUAAGCUGUUAACAGAGUUUAAAAGUUAUAAUUUGUCAUUAUAUUGUAGAAUUGAAAUGCUAUAAAUAAGGCACUAAAGCUGCAAUAUGUAGCUUUUUGGGGACCCGACAAAAUGCACAUAGAAAUAUGAGUUAUAGAUCUGUCAUUCUCUUUGAAAGCAAGUCUAAGAAGCGGUAGAGCUGUUCUAUUGUGCACUAUUUAUAUGCAUCUUGUUCCUAAGUUUAGUCUUUUACUUUCGGUUUUGUAUAGGCUUACCAGCUUCAAACAGCUGAAAAUACAAUAUUUUUGGUUAUUGAAAAAUAUAUUUCAAAGCUGUUUAGAUAAUACAAUGACUCUCUUCACUGCUUGUUUUGUCACAUAAACUGAAAUUAAACGAACUAAUAGCAUACUGCAUUUUUUUUAUUACAAACCGGUCGAAUACCUCAUGAUAUAGCCUAUUUGACCAAUUCCCUCCAUAUUAUAGUGCCAUGGGGUUAUCUGCAUUAUCGUUAUUACCAUGGGUACCAUUCUUAUGGUUGUGUACAACAACAACUUCACCGACACAUCAGAGUUUGACUCGGAGAAUCCCGGGAAAGCGCAGCCUAAACCACCAAGAGCCCCAUCAUCAACCCUAGAGGGCUACACUGGACUCAUCGAUCAACAGGUAAGCAGUAGGCUACACUGACUAUUAGGGCUGGGCGAUAUGGCCAAAAUAUCAUAUCACUAUAUUCCCCCCCCAAAUUUUUUUUUUACGUUAUUAUGGUAUUUGACAGUAUUUUAUGUUUUUGAAUAAUAAAACAUAUAAAUAUUAUUUAUGAGUAGUUCAUGACCCUAGGGUGGAAACACAAAUUAUAAGUGAUUUCAAUAGGACUUUCUCCAUUCUAAAUGUUUUAUAUUGUUCAAUCCAACUUUCGAACAAAAAUAACUUUGAGCAUUUCCAUACAUUUCCACAUUUCCUGCACUUUUGUUAUAAUUUCCACACUGUGCCGCACAGAGAAGUAUGAUAUGGGCAAAACAUCCAGGUCUAGUUAACUGGUGAACUGUUGGAAUCAUGGACAUAUAAUGAUUCAUCUAAUUCUAUAGUUGGAAUAUAGUGGGCAGCACUUUAAAUACAUUGUUUGACAUGACAACGAAUGAAUAAACCAGGGGGGAAUUUUUGACAGGGUAGGAGCUAAAGUGUUGGUCAGUGUUUCCAGGGAACCCUAAUUAGUACAGUCGUGGUCAAAAGUUUUGAGAAUGACACAAAUAUUAAAUUUCACAAAGUCUGCUGCCUCAGCUUUUAUGAUGGCAAUUUGCAUAUACUCCAGAAUGUUAUGAAGAGUGAUCAGAUGAAUUGCAAAUAAUUGCAAAGUCCCUCUUUGCCAUGAAAAUGAACUUAAUCCCAAAAAAACAUUUCCACUGCAUUUCAGCCCUGCCACAAAAGGACCAGCUGACAUCAUGUCAGUGAUUCUCUCGUUAACACAGGUGAGAGUGUUGACGAGGACAAGGCUGGAGAUCACUCUGUCAUGCUGAUUGAGUUAGAAUAACAGACUGGAAGCUUUAAAAGGAGGGUGGUGCUUGAAAUCAUUGUUCUUCCUCUGUUAACCAUGGUUACCUGCAAGGAAACACGUGCCGUCAUCAUUGCUUUGCACAAAAAGGGCUUCACAGGCAAGGAUAUUGCUGCUAGUAAGAUUGCACCUAAAUCAACCAUUUAUCGGAUCAUCAAGAACUUCAAGGAGAGAGGUUCAAUUGUUGUGAAGAAGGCUUCAGGGCGCCCAAGAAAGUCCAGCAAGCGCCAGGACCCUCUCCUAAAGUUGAUUCAGCUGUGGGAUCGGGGCACCACCAGUGCAGAGCUUGCUCAGUAAUGGCAGCAGGCAGGUGUGAGUGCAUCUGCAGGCACAGUGAGGCGAAGACUUUUGAAGGAUGGCCUGGUGUCAAGAAGGGCAGCGAGGAAGCCACUUCUCUCCAGGAAAAACAUCAGGGACAGACUGAUAUUCUGCAAAAGGUACAGGGAUUGGACUGCUGAGGACUGGGGUAAAGUCAUUUUCUCUGAUGAAUCCCCUUUCCGAUUGUUUGGGGCAUCUGGAAAAAAGCUUGUCCGGAGAAGACAAACAGUAAAGCAUCCUGAGACCAUUCAUGUGUGGGGUUGCUUCUCAGCCAAGGGAGUGGACUCAGUCACAAUUUUGCCUAAGAACACAGCCAUGAAUAAAGAAUGGUACCAACACAUCCUCUGAGAGCAACUUCUCCCAACCAUCCAAGAACAGUUUGGUGACCAUCAAUGCCUUUUCCAGCAUGAUGGAGCACCUUGCCAUAAGGCAAAAGUGAUAACUAAGUGGCUCGGGGAACAAAACAUCGACAUUUUGGGUCCAUGGCCAGGAAACUCUCCAGGCCUUAAUCCCAUUGAGAACUUGUGGUCAAUCCUCAAGAGGCGGGUGGACACAUAUAAACCCACAAAUUCUGCCAAACUCCAAGCAUUGAUUAUGCAAGAAUGGGCUGCCAUCAGUCAGGAUGUGGCCCAGAUGUUAAUUGACAGCAUGCCAGGGCGGAAUGCAGAGGUCUUGAAAAAGAAGGGUCAACACUGCAAAUAUUGACUCUUUGCAUAAACGUAAUGUAAUUGUCAAUAAAAGCCUUUGACACUUAUGGAAUGCUUGUAAUUAUACUUCAGUAUACCAUAGUAACAUCUGACAAAAAUAUCUAAAAACACUGAAGCAGUAAACUUUGUGAAGACCAAUACUUGUGUCAUUCUCAAAACUUUUGACCACGACUGUACAUUUAGCAAGCUAGCUAGCCAGCUAACUAGCGAUUAGCGUUAACGGCUAACACCAUUUAUUUUAGACAGAACUUGCUAAGAAAAGACAAACUAGCAGACUAACUAGUAGUUUGCAGACAGUAAGAUACACAAACUAAUAGUGUCACUAUAGAACGCUUGUAGAAAGCAGCAUUGUUGUCACCAACAUCUUUUUGCAUCUGACCAUGCAGACGGCAGAAUGAACGGCAAGAUAGUGCUCUCUCCUUGAGUGACAGGGGGGCGGGGCUUGGUGUGGGAAGCAGCAUGCAGCAUGAGGAGAGGGAGAAAGACGUCUCACGUAAAAAACUGACUAAACCAUAAAACACAUCACAUUUAACAAAAAAACAUUGAAAUAGCGUUAUAGAAGGUAAAGUAAAAACCCAAACUGGUUCCUGCAUCAAUACCGGUAUAUAGUAAAAUAAGGUAUACUGCCCAGCCCUACUGACUAUAGUAAUGUGGUUUUCUGUAGAAAUGUGUCAUGAUAUUGAAAAAAUGUAUGGACAACCAAUGCUGUCAACAGACAGAGGUUGUUGCAUGUAUCAUUUAUUCCAAAGUCUUUGUAGCCUAGAUAUUUCAAAAUGUUAGGUAUUCAAUCAAUCCUAUCAUCCAAAGCACUGUUUACAACACGAUCACUAGACUUUUCAAUUACCUAAUGCCCUUCGUUGCCACACACAUCUUCAUACAGUCUGUUUAAGGUUCAAUCGUUUGGUAUUGGUAUUUUGGUAUUUUAUUAGGAUCCCCUUCAGCUGUUGCAAUAGCAGCAGCUACUCUUCCUGGGGUCCACACAAAACAUGAACAUGGCAUAAUACAGAACAUCAAUAGACAAGAACGACUCAAGGACUGAACUACAUACAUUUAAAACAAACUAAGAUGAGGGCUAAUCGAUUCCGUGUCUUUUGAGUAUAAUUGUAAUCAGUGGCCUUAGCCGAUAUGUUGGGCAUCAGGCACCUGAGAGGCACAUUGAUUGCUCUAGUGAUGUUGUACAUUUAUAAUACAUGCUGGUCCUCCUGAUAUGUAUUCAGUUGUCGUUCAGGUAAUGCUGGCAGGUCAGCUCACAUGAAUAUGAAUAUCCCAGGUAGGCUACACUUGUAAUGGCUUAUUGCUAAAGAUCUGGGGAUUACCCUUGAGCCAGACUGACUGGGUAUAGGUCUUUGAUAAUGGUAACCGUUUGCAGUGUGUUUGAGUUCCGUUUCCAAAGCAGUCAAUUAGGAUGAUUGGUAGUUAGAUUAAUUUCAUUAAUUUGUCUUGAAAGCAAUGCAAUUAUAACAGGUUGUAUAUUAUACAGGGUUUGGCUUAUGGCCAGUUUAGUGGCAGUCGGUGUACUUCGCUGUAUUAAGAUCAUAGUCUACUUUAGGUGUAUCUGUCCAAUGUACUAUGCAUCAUUUCUUCAACUAUAUUCAUUUUUGAUGUACAGGUGGAGUAUCUUAAUUAGGUUAAUAUGUUGUCGCUGAGAAUUCUUCUGCACUGCAGGAAAUUCAAAUGAGCCUUGUGAUUUACAUAAAGUCACUGAAAACCUGCAGUUCUCUUUCUCUCGCUUAAACGCUAAAGCACAAGACAGAAUAAAUGUCCUAUUACUGACGAUCCUACUACUGUGACAUUCAAAUGUACAAAAAUGUAUUUGAAAUGCAGCCAUACACAUCAACAACCAUUGUUUUAUAUAGCUUAAUAACACAAGAUAGAUAUUGAUCUCCACUACGACAUACAAGUGUACACCUAAACUAUAGCCUAUUGUAGCCUAUCAAAACGAAUUGCCCGUUAGAAUGAUCACUUUUUUUAAAAUAAUCAAAACCUCCUGCUGCAGGAUUAUUUACUCCUGCGACAAAACUGGUCAAAUUAAGAUCCUACAUCUGUACUGUGCACUGUUUUGACCAUCAGAAUACAUUUCAGCUAUGCACUUUUUCUUCAUUUCAGAUGUGACUUACUUAAUUUUAGUAGUUGUUAUUUGAAUUGGGAAACAGAUGCAUGACAGAACUAAAUAUAUUGUUUUCUUUCUUUAUGAUAAGUACUUGAGUGUAGUCUAGACAAUGUUGUCUCCUAAAUUGCUGCAGUAGUCUCUUUGAGCUUGGCAGUAUAGGUCUCGACAGGGAAGCCCCAUCUUUAAAUUCUCUCUGUAUUUUAAUACUCUUUCUCCAAAUUCAUAAUUUAUGCGUGUGCCUGCCAUAAAAUAUUUAAUGAUACUUUUUUUUAAAGGAGAAGCUUCCUGUGCAUAAAGCUUCCAAAGCUUCCCAAGUAGUCUCAUACAAGAGCUAACCUAUGACUUCAUAUCAUAUACAGUAGCUUUAUUCGUAUAAUAGCCUACUUUUCAUUUCUCAGACUCACAGAGCUAUGGCGGAGAACACAGUGUUGACCUUAAAGUGGAUCAAAAGGCUCAUGAUGUGUUUUGGUAACCAUCCUCUGUAGGAGAGAGGCAUUGCUCCCAUAACUUCAGCCUGUGUAACAAUCAAGCUGGUUAUCGUUCCAAAAUAUCAAAUCAAGGCAUUGAUAGUGCCUUUCAAAACGCUGUCUGAUUAAGAUGGCGUCUGCCCUUUGACCAAACAAACACACACACACGCACACACCAGCAGACAGACACAAACACAGACACACACAGACACACACGCACACACACACACACACACACACACACACACACACACACACACACACACACACACACACACACACACACACACACACACACACACACACACACACACACACAGCAGACAGACAAACCCUACCAAACCCCAUUCCUCAACCUCAGCACAAGUUCUCCAGUCAGACAAAAUGGGGUGCCGCAUGGGCGUGUGUUGGUGCCUUUGGAUUUUUGUUGUUGUUGUUCCUGAAUGAAUGAAGAUGCACAGUAGAUGGUUCUGUAGCGAGGGACUAACUUACACUACAUGACUAAAAGUAUGCUCGUCGAACAUCUCAUUCCAAAAUCAUGGGCGUUAAUAUGGAGUUAGGUCCCCACUUUGCUGCUAUAACAGCCUCCACUCUGGGAAGGCUUUCCACUAGAUGUUGGAACAUUGCUGCGUGGACUUGCUUCCAUUCAGCCACAAGAGCAUUAUUGAGGUCGGGCACUGAUGUUUGGUGAUUAGGCCUGGCGUUCCAAUUCAUCCCAAAGGUGUUCGAUGGGUUUGAGAUCAGGGCUCUGUGCAGGCCAGUCAAGUUCUUCGACACCAAUCUCAACAAACCAUUACUGUAUGGACCUCGCUUUGUGUACGGGGGCAUUGUCAUGCUGAAACAGGAAAGGGCCUUCCCCAAGAAUCGUCUAGAAUGUCAUUGUGUGGUGUAGCGUUAAUAUUUCCCUUCACUGGAACUAAGGGGCCUAGCCCAAACCAUGAAAAACAGCCCCAGACCAUUAUUCCUCCUCCACCAAACUUUACAGUUGGCACUAUGCAUUGGGGCAGGUAGCGCCAAACCCAGAUUUGUCCGUCGGACUGCCGGAUGGUGAAGCAUGAUUCGUCACUCCAGAGAAUGCGUUUCCAUUGCUCCAGAGUCCAAUGGCGGCAAGCUUUACACCAUUCCAGCCGACGCUUGGCAUUGCGCAUGGUAAUCUUAGGCUUGUGUGUGUCUGCUCGGCCAUGGAAACCCAUUUGAUGAAGCUCCAGACGAACAGUUAUUGUGCUGACGUUGCUUCCAGAGGCAGUUUGGAACUCGGUAGUGAGUGUUGCAACUGAGGACACACAAUUGUUUCGCGAUACGCACUUCAGAACUCGGCGGUCCCGUUCUGUGAGCUUGUGUGGCCUACCACUUCGCGGCCACUUCCUACCACUUUGAGCCGUUGUUUCUCCUAGAUGUUUCCACUUCACAAUAACAGCACUUACAGUUGACCGGGGCAGCUCUAGCAGGGCAGAAAUGUGACGUACUGACUUGUUGGAAAGGUGGCAUCCUAUGACGGUGCCACGUUGAAAGUCACUGAGCUCUUCAGUAAGGCCAUUCUACUGCCAAUGUUUGUCUAUGGAGAUUGCAUGGCCGUGUGCUCAAUUGUAUUAACCUCUCAGCAACAGGUGUGGCUGAAAUAGCCGAAUCCACUCAUUUGAAGGCAUGUCCACAUACCUUUGUAUAUACUGUAUAGUGUAUCAGAAUGCCUUCCUGGCUCCCUCAGGGUGGGAGUGAUAUGGGAGCAGUGAGCCACAGCACCGUGAAAGGACACUGCGUCUCUCAGGUGGCGCCGGACAAGGAGAGGCUACAAAGGACAGGAGUUGAGAACAGGAUAAAAUCAGGAGCUGUGUCUGGAGUUGUUCUGUUCACAGUUGAAUGGUUACAAGCUUCAGAGAGUUUCGGCUGCUAUUGUACUGUUCAUGUCCAGCACAACUAUGUCAACAACUACAGACCAGUAUCCCUUCUUUCUUUUCUCUCCAAAACUCUUGAGCGUGCCUACUAUAGCCAACUCUCCUGCUAUCUCUCUCAGAAUGACCUUCUUGAUCCAAACCAGUCAGGUUUCAAGACUGGUCAUUCAACUGAGACUGCUCUUCUCUGUGUCAAGGAGGCUCUCCGCACUGCUAAAGCUAACUCUCUCUCCUCUGCUCUCAUCCUUCUAGACCUAUCUGCUGCAUUUGAUACUGUGAACCAUCAGAUCCUCCUCUCCACCCUCUCCGAGUUGGGCAUCUCCGGCGCGGCUCACUCUUGGAUUGCGUCCUACCUGACAGGUCGCUCCUACCAGGUGGCGUGGCGAGAAUCUGUCUCCGCACCACGUGCUCUCAACACUGGUGUCCCCCAGGGCUCAGUUCUAGGCCCUCUCCUAUUCUCUCUAUACACCAAGUCACUUGGCUCUGUCAUAUCCUCACAUGGUCUCUCCUAUCAUUGCUAUGCAGAUGACACAUAAUUAAUCUGCUCCUUUCCCCCUUCUGAUAACCAGGUGGCGAAUCGCAUCUCUGCAUGUCUGGCAGACAUAUCAGUGUGGAUGUCGGAUCACCACCUCAAGCUGAACCUCGGCAAGACGGAGCUGCUCUUCCUCCCGGGGAAGGACUGCCCGCUCCAUGAUCUCGCCAUCACGGUUGACAACUCCGUUGUGUCCUCCUCCCAGAGUGCAAAGAACCUUGGCGUGACCCUGGACAACACCCUGUCGUUCUCCGCUAACAUCAAAGCGUUGACCCGAUCCUGUAGGUUCAUGCUCUACAACAUUCGGAGAGUACGACCCUACCUUACACAGGAAGCGGCACAGGUCCUAAUCCAGGCACUUGUCAUCUCCCGUCUGGAUUACUGCAACUCGCUGUUGGCUGGGCUCCCUGCCUGUGCCAUUAAACCUCUACAACUCAUCCAGAAUGCUGCAGCCCGUCUGGUGUUCAACCUUCACAAGUUCUCUCACGUCACCCCGCUCCUCCGCUCACUCCACUGGCUUCCAGUUGAAGCUUGCAUCUGCUACAAGACCAUGGUGCUUGCCUACGGAGCUGUGAGGUGAACGGCACCUCCUUACCUUCAGGCUCUGAUCAGUCCCUACACCCAAUCGAGGGCAUUGCGUUCUUCCACCUCUGGCCUGCUGGUCCCCCUACCUCUGCGGAAGCACAGUUCCCGCUCAGCCCAGUCAAAACUGUUCGCUGCUCUGGCACCCCAAUGGUGGAACAAGCUCCCUCACGACGCCAGGACAGUGGAGUCACUGACCACCUUCCGGAGACACUUGAAACCCUACCUCUUUAAGGAAUACCUGGGAUAGUAUAAAAGUAAUCCUUCUACCCCCCCCCCCCACCCCACCCCUACAAAAAAAUAUAUAAAAAAAUAAUAAUAAUAAUAAUUAAAACAAUUAAUAAUAAUAAUGUGUAAAAAAUAACACAUAUAAAAAUAAAUAAACAAAAAACAACAAACAAAGAAAAAAUAUAUAUAAAACAAAUGAAAUUUUAAAAUAUACUCAAAAAUUAAACAUUUUGAAAAAAAUAACAUUGUAAAGUGGUUGUCCCAUUGGCUAUCAUAAGGUGAAUGCACUCAUUUGUAAGUCGCUCUGGAUAAGAGCGUCUGCUAAAUGACGUAAAUGUAAUGUAAAUGUAACUAAGUCCAGCUUCCCAAACUUUUCCAGAGAAUCAGCAGCAAUUUAAAGUCCACUCCCAGCCAGAAUGUGAUGAUGAAGGAAUUUAGUAACUUGGACUAAACAGGACAUAAAGAAGCCUUUACUUUGUGUCCUAUUUGGUCCAAAUCCAAGAAAAGACAGCACAUCUAGUUGUAGUUCCUAUUCUCCCCAUCUCAUGAUAUUGUGUUUGAUACACAUGUAGGAUCCUCACUUGAGCCAGUUUGCUACAGCAGGAAAAUAAUCCUGCAGCAAUAGGAAAUGUGAAUUAUUAUGUGGAUUAUAUUUCAUGUACAUUUUUGUAGGGGUUGAUAAAUUUUUCAUAAGGGAAAAUCAAGUCUGAAAUUUCAAAGUGGAAAUUACAAACUUCAGAAGCCUUUUUUAUAUCUCAAAUACACUACAGGUUUUACAUUUGAAGGAAAGUUCUCCUGCAACAGGGUGAUCAUAUUAAGAUCCUACAUCUGUACUCAUUAUGUAUUGAAAAAUCUUCCCAUUUGUCGUCCCCUGCCAUCCUAUUGACAGCUGGCAGUAUAGCUGCCAUUCUCCUGCCAGUGUUUGUCUAUGGAGAUUGCAUGGCCGUGUGCUCAAUUUUAUUAACCUCUCAGCAACAGGUGUGGCUGAAAUAGCCGAAUCCACUCAUUUGAAGGCGUGUCCACAUACCUUUGUUUAUAAUGUAUAGUGUAUCUGAAUGCAGAAAAGACAGGGCUCCUCUGCCUGCCUUCCUGGCUCCCUCAGGGUGGGAGUGAUAUGGGAGCAGUGAGCCACAGCACCGUGAAAGGACACUGCGUCUCUCAGGUGGCGCCGGACAAGGAGAGGCUACAAAGGACAGGAGUUGAGAACAGGAUAAAAUCCGGAGCUGUGUCUGGAGCUGUUCUGUUCACAGUUGAAUGGUUACAAGCUUCAGAGAGUUUCGGCAGCUAUUGUACUGUUCAUGUCCAGCACAACUAAGUCCAGCUUCCCAAACUUUUCCAGAGAAUCAGCAGCAAUUUAAAGUCCACUCCCAGCCAGAAUGUGAUGAUGAAGGAAUUUAGUAACUUGGACUAAACAGGACAUAAAGAAGCCUUUACUUUGUGUCCUAUUUGGUCCAAAUCCAAGAAAAGACAGCACAUCUAGUUGUAGUUCCCAUUCUCCCCAUCUCAUGAUAUUGUGUUUGAUACACAUGUAGGAUCCUCACUUGAGCCAGUUUGCUACAGCAGGAAAAUAAUCCUGCAGCAAUAGGAAAUGUGAAUUAUUAUGUGGAUUAUAUUUCAUGUACAUUUGUGUAGGGGUUGAUACAUUUUUCAUAAGGGAAAAUCAAGUCUGAAAUUUCAAAGUGGAAAUUACAAACUUCAGAAGCCUUUUUUAUAUCUCAAAUACACUACAGGUUUUACAUUUGAAGGAAAGUUCUCCUGCAACAGGGUGAUCAUAUUAAGAUCCUACAUCUGUACUCAUUAUGAAUUGAAAAAUCUUCCCAUUUGUUGUCCCCUGCCAUCCUAUUGACAGCUGGCAGUAUAGCUGCUUGAUGUAUACUGUACUUGAUCAAUCGCGAACUGCCUUAUCUCGGAGUCUGCUCAUCAACUUUAGCUCUGUACUGUAGCUUCCAUUAGCUCCAGAAAAUUACUAUCUGGACUCAGAGCCUUUGAGCCUGGUAUCAAUCAUUAUCUGGACUCAGAGACUUUGAGCCUGGCUUCAAUCACUCUCUGGACUCAGAGCCUUUGAGUCUGGUAUAAAUCUCCAGACCAUCCCAGAGACAGUUGGAAUCGGCUUAUGCUGCAGGGCUUCUUGAUCACACACAUACACACGCGUGUGGUGUACAGCUCCCCACAACUCACCCCAAUAAAGCCCCAGCUGCGUGAGAGAUCUCUAUCAACCUGAGGACAGAGUUCUACAGUAUUUAUGACUCCUAAAACCUUCUUUCAUUCCACUGAGCUGGGUGGUGGUGGAUCUGUGAGCUGGGUGGUGGUGGAUCUGUGAGCUGGGUGGUGGUGGAUCUGUGAGCUGGGUGGUGGUGGAUCUGUGAGCUGGGUGGUGGUGGAUCUGUGAGCUGGGUGGUAGUGGAUCUGUGAGCUGGGUGGUGGUGGAUCUGUGAGCUGGGUGGUGGUGGAUCUGUGAGCUGGGUGGUGGUGGAUCUGUGAGCUGGGUGGUGGUGGAUCUGUGAGCUGGGUGGUGGUGGAUCUGUGAGCUGGGUGGUGGUGGAUCUGUGAGCUGGGUGGUGGUGGAUCUGUGAGCUGGGUGGUAGUGGAUCUGUGAGCUGGGUGGUGGUGGUGGUGGUUGUGGAUCUGUGAGCUGGGUGGUGGUGGUUGUGGAUUUGUGAGCUGGGUGGUGGUGGAUCUGUGCGCUGGGUGCUGAUUGUGGAUCCGUGAGCUGGGUGAUGGUGUUGGUAGUGGUAGUGGUGAUGGUGUGAGCUGGGUGGUGGUGUUGGUAGUGGUAGUGGAUCCGUGAGCUGGGUGAUGGUGUUGGUAGUGGUAGUGGUGAUGGUGUGAGCUGGGUGGUGGUGUUGGUAGUGGUAGUGGAUCCGUGAGCUGGGUGAUGGUGUUGGUAGUGGUAGUGGUGAUGGUGUGAGCUGGGUGGUGGUGUUGGUAGUGGUAGUGGUGAUGGUGUGAGCUGGGUGAUGGUGUUGGUAGUGGUAGUGGUGAUGGUGUGAGCUCUAGCUUCUUUACGUCUGAUCCUGGAGGCUGAGAAAGGCCACACAUUCAUGGAAAAUUGGUAUUUGUUUCAUUAGUACAUUGUUGACAUAGUUCCAAAAUGUUUUGCUUGUCAGCAAUCAAGUUUUCAUUUUGCAUCAUAUGAUGCUGCGUUUUGCGUCAUAUGAUGCAAUAUGCAUCAUACGGGUAUGUUUUCUGUUUUUUGAAAGUUACAUAUCUUGAAAACUUGAUUGCUAACAAGCAAAACAUUUUGGGACUAUGUCAACAAUGGACUAAUGAAACAAAUACCAAAAUAUAGUUUUUGGGUGGAGUUUUCCUUUAAUGAUGAUGAAUAAUGGGAGAGGUCAUUCCUCUAUACCUCCUACCUACCACACAAGUGUAUUACUACUGUGAUGACAAACAAGAUACACAGUUCCUGCCCCACUAUCUGUGCAUUAGAGAUUUAGACGAUGAGUAUAACACCCAGGAAGCUCCGAUUCAAACUUCCAAUAGACAGCUCUGCAAGCUUUAUAAUGUCAAAAUAUGUUUGUUACUCACCAAAUAUGGAGUUUCGAUGAGCAACUAUCUUCAUUUACUCCCGUUACGGCCGGUAUGUACUACCAAAAAAGGUCUAAAUACAAAUUUACAAGCAAACAAAAACAUGCCUAUUCUGCAUCUCCAAGGUUUGAGCUGUUGUAGACCUCCCACCUGUGUGUGGCAGUAAUGAGUGAUUUACAUUGGAGGUGCCGAAUUCCCAUUCUUUCGGUUCCUUUUCUUUUUUAUUUCCUUUUUAAUCCAAACUCCUCUUUUUUUCCUCCCUCCUUCCCUUCUAUCUUCUUUCCUCUUUUUCCCUUUUUCCCUCUCCCUCCCCCUUUCCCUUUCUUCUCUUUCUCCCCUUUUUGGGGGCUCUCUUUUCACUUCUUCUUUUUCUCUCCCUCCUCCCCCCCUCCCCCCCUUUUUGCCCUCCCCCUUACUCCCCUACCAAACCCCCUCUUUCCUCUUUCUUUUCCUAUCCCCCCCUUUUUUUCUUCCUUUUUCCCCCCUCUUUUUUUGGGGGGUUUCUUUCUUUUGGUCUUUUUUCUUUUUUCCCAUUCCCCCUUUUCUUCUCCUUUUUUUUUUUCUUGCCCCUUUCUAAUUUGUUCCCCCCCCUUUUUUUUUCCCCUCCCUUUUCUUUCUUUUUUCUUCUUCCCUCCCCCCUGUUUUUUCCCCUUAAAAUCCCUCCCCCCUCUUCCCCUUUCUCCCUUGACUCUUUCCCAAAUUUCCCCCCCCCCGCUCACCCCCCACCCCCCCCCCCCCCCCCCCCCCCCCCCCCCCCCCACCCCCCCCCCCCCCUCUUCUUUUCCCUCUUCCCCCUCUCCCCCCUCUCCUCCCCUCUCUUUCCUCCCCUUUCCUCUCCUCCCUCCCCCCUCCCCCUCCCCUCCCCUCUCCUCCUCUCCUCCCCCCCCUCCCCCUCUCCCCCCCCCUCUCCUCCUCUCCCCCCUCCCCCCCCCCCUUUUCCUCCCUUCCUCCCCCCCCUCCUCCCUCUCCCCCCCCUCCUCCUCCCCUCCCUCUCCCCCCUCUCCUCCCUCUCCCCCUCCCCCCUCCUCCUCUCUUUUCCUCUCCCCCCUCUCCUCCCUUUCCCCCCCUCUCCUCCUCUCCCCCCUUUCUCCUCCCCCCUUUCCUCUCCUCCACCCCCUUCCCCUCCCUUUCCCCCUCCCCCCCCUCCCUCCCCCCUCUCCCCCCCUCUCCUCCCCUCCUCCCUCUCCUCCUCUCCCCCCUCCCCCCCCUCUCCCCCCCCCCUCCUCCCCUCCCCUCCUUCCUCCCUCCCCCCUCCCUCUCCCUCCCCCCCCCCCUCCCCCCCCCUCCUCCCCCUCUCCUCUUCUCCCCCCUCUCCUCCUCUUCCUCCCCCCCUUUCCUCCCUCUCCCCCCCCCUCUCCCCCCCCUCCCCCUCCUCUCCUCCCCCUUCCUCCCUACCCCCUCUCUCCCCCCUCCUCCUCCCCCCCCCUCUCCCCUCUUUUUCCCCCCCCUCCCCCUCUCCUCUUCCUCCCCCCACCCCCUCUUCCCCCUCCUCCCCCUCCCCCCCCUCUCCCCCCUCUCCUCCCUCCCCCUCUCCUCCCUCUCCUCCCUCUCCCCCUCUCCCCCCUCCCCCCCUCCCCCCCCUCUCCCCCCCUCUCCUCCUCCCCCCCUCACCUCCCCUCUUCCCUUCUUCCUCUCCCCCUCUCCCCCUCUCCUCCCCUUUUUCCCCCCCUCCUUUUUCCCCCUUUCCCUCCCCCCUCUCCUCCCCUCCCCCCUCCCCUUUCCUCCCUCUCCCCCUUCCCCCUCCCUCUUCCUUCCCUCUCCCCCUUCCUCCCCCCCCCCCCCUCCCCCUCCCCCUUCCUCUCCUCCCUCUCCUCCCUCCCCCCCCUCCCCCCCCUCUCCCCCUCUCCCCUCUCCCCCUCCCUCCCUCCCCCUCUCCCCCUCUCCCCCUCUCCUCCCUCCCCCUCCUCUCCUCCCCCCCCCUCCCCUCCCCUCCCCUCCCCUCCCCUCCCCCCUCUCCUCCUCUCCCCCCCCCCCUCCCCCUCUCCUCCCUCUCCUCCUCUCCUCCCUACCCCCUCCCUCCCCUCUCCCCCUCUCCUCCCUCUCCCCCUCUCCUCCCUCUCCUCCUCUCCUCCCUCUCCUUUCCUCCUCCUCCCUCUCCCCCUUUCCCUCCCCUCCUCCCUCUCCUCCCCCUCUCCUCCCCUUUUUCCCUCUCCCCCCUCUUCUCCUCUCCCCCCCCUCCCCCUCCCUCCCCUCCCCCACUCCUCCCCCUCCUCCUCCCCUCCCCCCCCUCCCCCUCUCCCCUCUCCCCCCCUCCCCCCCUUUCCCCCCCUCCCUCUCCCCCCCCCUCCCCCUCUCCUCCCCCUUUUUCCCCUCCCUCCCCCUCCCCUUUCCCCCUUCGUCCCUCCUCCUCCCCUACCCCCCUUCCCCUUUCCCCCUCCCCCUCCUCCCCUCCCUCCUCCUCCUCUCCUCCCCUCCCCCCCCCAAACCCUUCUCCCCCCCCCUCUCCUCCUCCCCCCUCUCCUCCCCCCCUCUCCUCCCUCCCCUCCUCCUCCUCUCUCCUCUCCUCUCCCCUCUCCUCCCCUAUUCCUCUCAACCCCCUCUCCCUCCACCACCCCUCUGUUGCUUUGCCUGUUCCUGUUAAAGAGAUGUUGACCUUUAAAGAGCACUGGCCUUUACACAUGUUAAUCACAAAACCUGUCUUUUCUGUAAAUCUCCCUGCUGACAUGUGUAUGUCUUUGUGAGUCAGUGUUAAUGUGUGUGUGCGUGUGUGUGUGUUCAUGACUCAUUAUUCCAGUGCUGCAAUCCACAACUUUAAUUUUAAUGCCUUCCUUUUUGAUGCAGUAAUCAUCGGAACUAGACAGGAACAUGUAGAUAACCAAAGAAAAUCAAAAGUGCAGAACUUAUUUUUGAGACUCCCUCUCAAUGAUGCCCUUUACAAAUACCAGUUAUAUAGAACACCAGACAAAAGCUCCAGAAACCCCUUCAAAAAGUAGUACCUGUAAAAUUCCUAACAAAGAGAAUCAGUGCAUUCCUGCCUAACAUAUCAAAAUCGCCCUCUUUGGCCUCAGGGGUGGAAUGCUAUUAAUAUUUUUCAUAAUUUCUUAAUUAAUAAAGAUUAUUUUUAAAAACCCGAUGAAAAUCCAGUGUUUCUACAGUAUGUCAAACAGUUUUGUUAUAUUUCAGUCUUCUGUGAUGUAUAUAAAGUGUAAUAUUGGGAUGCAAACUCAAAACUGAAUCCAUUUCAACUCUAUAUCUGACAUGGUACCGGUGUCUUCUUUUUUAAGCCCAUAACCAUGUGUGUGUCACGUCUCCUCCCGUUGCUCCCCUCCGGCGCUCUGAUUCGCCGGUCUACUGAGCCACCGAUCUGAGCGCACCACCUCGGCAACACUGGAAUCGAAACCCAACGCACCCUAAUCACCUCCAGCGCACCUGCACCUCAUAAUCUCAUCACCACCCCUAUAUAGCCCUGGAAUGUUCAGUGUUGUGUUGUGUGUGAUUGUUAGUGUCAUGUUGUGUACUCGCGCGUUGUUGUGCUCUUGCUCAGUGUUAAGUAAACCGUUACAUUGUUGAUUCCUUCCUCUUCGUAUCUUCAGUACUCGUCAUAGUGUGUGAGGUCUAUAAGUAGAUUUGUUUAAGACUACCAAGAAUCGCUCUGUGACCCUGAUUUAGCUCACUGCAGUAAAAGGUUAACCACAUAACCUAUUUUAUUUUUACCUUUAUUUAACUAGGCAAGUCAGUUAAGAACAAAUUCUUAUUUACAAUGACAGCCUACACCGGCCAAACCCGGACGAUGCUGGGCCAAUUGUGUGCCGCCCUAUGGUACUCCCAAUCACGGCCGGUUGUGAUACAGCCUGGAAUCGAAUCAGGGGGUCUGUAGUGACGCCUCAAGCGCUGAGAUACUGUGCCUUAGACCACAUAACCUAUAGGCCUAGACAGAGGCUAGCUAGAUCAAUGCUCAACCGAACCACGGCUAACCUUAUUGGACGUCAUCCUCUGGAUGUCAUUAACACACGUAGCCCAUUGGCUGUGCUGCUGCUGUAAUUCCUCCUCACUGACAGACCAUUUUCAAAAGGAUCCCAGUCCUCAUUAAUCCAAGAGCACCACUAGAUAGACAAGACCAAUCAGAGCCUUGAGAUAAGCUGACGGGAAGCAAUGAAUAUCAUCAUCUUGUGAGAGGCAACUGUGUUGUCCAUCUUGGAUCUAAGUGGAAAGCUGCAGUUUUUGUUUCAAGUUUCAAGUUUUAGUAUCACGUGCACAAGCAAUGGUGUAAAGUACUUAAGUAAAAAUACUUUAAAGUACUACUUAAGUCGUUUUUGGGGUAUCUGUACUUUAGUAUUUAUAUUGUUGACAACUUUUACUCCACUACAUUCCAAAAUAAAAUAAUGUACUUUAAACUCCAUACAUUUUCCCUGACACCCAAAAGUACUUGUUACAUUUUGAAUGCUUAGCAGGACAGGAAAAUGGUCAAGUUCACGCACUUAUCAAGAGAACAUCCCUGGUCAUCCCUACUGCCUCUGAUCUGGCGGACACACUAAACACAAAUGCUUUGUUAUGACUGAGUGUUGGAGAGUGCCCCUGGCUAUCCAUCUAGUUUGCUUAAUAUAAGUAAUUUGAAAUGAUUUAUACUUUUACUUUUGAUACUUAAGAAUAUUUUUGCAAUUACAUUUACUUUUGAUACUUAAGUAUAUUUAAAACCAAAUACUUUUAGACUUUUACUCAAGUAGUAUUUUACUGGGUGACUUUCACCUCCUCCUCCAUGCUUUACGGUGGGAACCACACAUGCGGAGAUCAUCCGUUCACCCACACUGCGUCUCACAAAGACACGGCGGUUGGAACCAAAAAUCUCAAUUUUGGACUCCAGACCAAAGGACACAUUUCCACUGGUCUAAUGUCCAUUGCUCGUGUUUCUUGGCCCAAGCAAGUCUCUUCUUCUAUUGGUGUCCUUUAGGAGUGGUUUCUUUGCAGCAAUUCAACCAUGAAGGCCGGAUUCACACUGUCUCCUCUGAACAGUUGAUGUUGAGAUGUGUCUGUUACUUGAACUCUGUGAAGCAUUUAUUUGGGCUGCAAUUUUUGAGGCUGGUAACUCUAAUGAACUUAUCCUCUGCAGCAGAAGUAACUCUGGGUCUUCCAUUCCUGUAGCGGUCCUCAUGAGAGCCAGUUUUAUCAUAGCGCUUGAUUGUUCAAAGUUCUUGAAAUGUUCCGUUUUGACUGACCUGCAUGUCUUAAAGUAAUGAUGGACUGUCGUUUCUCUUUGCUUAAUUGAGCUGUUCUUGCCAUAAUAUGGACUUGGUCUUUUACCAAAUAGGGCUAUCUUCUGUAUACCACCCCUACCUUGUCACAACACAACUGAUUGGCUCAAACGCAUUAAGAAGGAAAGAAAAUCCACAAAUUAACUUUUAAGAAGGCACACCUGUUAAUUGAAAUGCAUUCCAGGUGACUACCUCAUGAAGCUGGUUGAGAGAAUGCCAAGAGUGUGCAAAGCUGUCAUCAAGGCAAAGGGUGGCUAUUUGAAGAAUCUCAAAUAUAAAAUAUAUUUUGAAUUGUUUAACACUUUUUUGGUUACUACAUGAUUCAAUAUGUGUUAUUUCAUAGUUUUGAUGUCUUCACUAUUAUUCUACAAUGUAGAAAAUAGUAAAAAUAAAGAAAAACCCAUGAAUGAGUAGGUGUUCUAAAACUUUUGACCGGUAGUGUAUAUAAUUGCAGUGGUAUUUAUCAUUAAUUUAAAUGAUCAUAAAUAUAACAGAGUGGGCCUUUAACAAGGAUUUGUCCACCGAAGUUUACUAUCCCCUCUGAGGUUCCAGUGAGAACCAGGGCACUUUCAUUUUAUUUUUUAUUUAACCAGGCAAGUCAGUUAAGAACAAAUUCUUAUUUACAAUGACGGCCUACACCGGCCAAACCCGGACGACACUGGGCCAAUUGUGCGCCGCCCUAUGGGACUCCCAAUCACAGCCGGUUGUGAUACAGCCUGGAACCAGGGGGUCUGUAGUGACGCCUCAAGCACUGAUAUGCAGUGCCUUAGACCUUGAUCUUGAUCCGUUAUUCCACCACCUAAGGAAACAGAGAAAGUUUAGGGAGUCCUGUCUGAAUGUGUCACUGGGAGAAAAGAUGAAUGAGUUUUAAACUGUGGUGAGGACUUUCUGUGUAAUUAACACUUAAACUGCCGGGCCUCACUACCCCCCUUAUUGCGCCAAUGAGCAGCCAUUUUGAUUGAAACAUUCUAACAGUAAUAAAUAAAUGUAACAAUGCUAUUGGAAAAAUUAUCAUUUGGUUGUGUUUAUGAAGGUCUUGGGUAACAUAACAAUACAAAAAACUAUGUAUUUCAAGAACACAACAGCAUUUUCAUUAGUUUAUGUUACUGUAGGUGAUCUGCUGCUGCGUGCUCACGUGUGGAGCGCAAACGAACAGUGGUUACUCUUGGAAAAAGGUAUAUUUUCGAAAUGGAGCUCAUCUCUUUAAUUUUGAGAGUUAUUUGACAACGGUAAGUGUGUUGGAAACCUCUGAAUCUGCUCUUUCUGAUUUACAUUUGAGUCAUUUAGCAGACGCUCUUAUCCAGAGCGAUUUACAGGAGCAAUUAGGGUUAAGUGCCUUCCUUAAAGGCACAUCGACAGAUUUUUCACCUAGUCGGCUCGGGGAUUAGAACCAGCGACCUUGCGGUUACUGGCACAACGCUCUUACCCACUAAGCUACCUGCCGCCCCCUAUAUACACUAUAUACACUGAACAAAAAUAUAAAUGCAACAUGUAAAGUGUUGGUCCCAUGUUUCAUGAGCUGAAAUAAAAGAUCCCAAAAAUGUUCCAUACGCACAAAAAGCUUAUUUCUCCUAUGUCAAGAUAAUCCAUUCACCUGACAGGUGUGGCAUAUCAAGAAGCUGAUUAAAAGGCAUGAUCAUUACACAGGUGCACCUUGUGCUGGGGACAAUAAAAGGCCACUCUAAAAUGUGCAGUUUUGACACACAACACAAUGCCACAGACAAUGCUGAGUGAGCGUGCAAUUGGCAGGCUGACUGCAGGAAUGUCCACCAGAGCUGUUGCCAGAGAAUGUAAUGUUAAUUUUUCUAUCGUAAGCUGCCUCCAACAUUGUUUUAGAGAAUUUGGCAGUACGUCCAACCGGCCUCACACCCGCAGACCACGUGUAUGGCUACGGACAAUGAACACAAUUGCAUUUUAUUGAUGGCAAUUUGAAUGCACAGAGAUACCGUGAUGAGAUCCUGAGGCCCAUUGUCGUGCCAUUCAUCCACUGCCAUAACCUCAUGUUUCAGCAUGAUAAUGCACGGCCCCAUGUCGCAAGGAUCUGUACCCAAUUCCUGGAAGCUGAAAAUGUCCCAGUUAUUCCAUGGCCUGCAUACUCACCAGCCAUGUCACCCAUUGAGCAUGUUUGGGAUGCUUUGGAUCGACGUGGACGACAGCGUGUUCCAGUUCCUGCCAUUAUCCAUCAACUUCGCACAGCCAUUGAAGAGGAGUGGGACAACAUUCAACAGGCCACAAUCAACACCCUGAUCAACUCUAUGCGAAGGAGAUGUUGCGCGCUGCAUGAGGCAAAUUGUGGUCACACCAGAUAGUGACUGGUUUUCUGAUCCAUACCCCUACCAUUUUUUAAGGUAUCUGUGACCAACAGAUGCAUAUCUGUAUUCCCAGUCAUGUGAAAUCCAUAGUAGGGCCUAAUUAAUUUAUUUCAAUUCAUUGAUUUCAUUAUAUGAACUGUAACUCUAAAAUCUGUAAAAUUGUUGCAUGUUGUGUUUAUAUUUUUGUUCAGUAUAGAAAUAAAAAUGUCUUACCUGCAUUUGACUCCUGUGGAAAAAAUGACUUCUCCUCUUAAAACUGCUUAAAAUACAAAUUCUUGCAUUCUAACAACAUACAUGUGUUGAAGAGACUUAUUUAGGAAAAGUUGAGGACGGAGGGAGGCGUGACUUAAACGUUUGAAUUUUUAAUUCAUAUACAGUCAAAAUGACUGCCUCUGCUUUUCUAGUGUUAAUGGAGCUAUGAGAAUGCUGGUGCUCUGAUCAAACCUUCUGUAUUACAUUAGUUAGAAGAAACAACUGUAUUAACAUUUAAAAGAGUCAGCAAUUGCCAAUCCAUCUUAAAGGGACACUACAGUAAAACAAUUUUGUUUGUCAGUGUCACGGUUUCGGCCGAGACUGCUCCUCCUCCUGGUUCGGGCAGGCAAAGGCGUUCGCCGUCCCCGGAGUACUAGCUGCCAUCGUUGGAUGAUUCCAUGUGUGAUUGCUUUUGUCUGUCCUUAGCACCUGUGUCUGAUUUGUGAUGAUUACGUGUCCUAUAAGUUCCCUGUGUUUGUAUGGAUUAGUUGUGUGUUGUUAUUUCUCCUGUCGUUUGUGUUUUCGUGUCGGGUUUUGUGUUCUGUGUAUUUUACGCAUGUUUUGCGUAAUUGCGCAUUAUUUCCGCCUCCUUUGUUUAGAGGCCGUUCCUUGUUUUAGGGAUCUGUCUUUAUUAAACUUUUGGACUUAGCUUCGGUGUCCUGCGCCUGACUUCACCCCACAUCCACCUCACAAGAUGACAGUCAGAUGUUUUCAAACCUCAAAAGCGGUUUUAUGUUGAGAGAAGUCCACGUCCCAGGCCAUCUGUUUUGUAGAUCCAGCAAUAUUUCACAACAGCAAAUGAAUGGAAAAGCACCAUAUGAUUUCCUCCCUGUCUUCAAAGUCAAACGGGCUCCUUUGUUACACAGGCUCUGAAUAUUGGUAUUUUUCAGAAUUUUCUUCAUCUGAUCUAAAAACAUAACCUACUAUUUUUUUUUAGGUUAGUGUCAUUGAGAUAAAAAUCUAUUUUUCAAGAGAGACCUGGUCCAACUAAGACAUCAGCAUGGGGGGAACAAUGUUUAAGACAAAGAUCAGACAUACUGUAACAAAUUACAGACAUAGACACACCCCAAAAAAUUAUAAUUGAUGUAGACACACAUACAUUUCAAUUACAGAAACAUAUAAGCGUCAUAGAUUUUUUUAAAAUCUAUCAUAUGUACCACCGCAUCAAGUCCUAAUGACAAUCAAAUUCUUCAGCAACAUGCGAGUCAACCAAACUUUUAAACUCCUCCAAGGAAACAAGAUCCUGGAGUUUCAAGCUGGUCUGGAGAGAAUUCCAAGACCACGGAGCAGAGUAGCUAAAACACUUUUUGCCAUGAUCCGUUCUGAUUUUAGGAACUGUUAAAAGUAAGUAGGAGUGAGACCGUAACUGGUAUUUAACAGAGAUCAUUUUCCCAUAAUGGCCUUAUAUAUCAUAAUAUACCAGUGUUUAAGCCUACGUAGAGGCAACAAAGACCAGCCAACAGCACUCACAGUGGUGUCUCAUGAUUCCCCUCGGCCCAUCAAAUGCCUCAACUCCGACAUUUCCCCUGAGGUGGAGGCCUACUGUAUCUAUCCAUCAUAAAGGAAGGGCUCUGUGCUCCUAGUCUCACAAGUCAGACCAUUGUUUCUGAAAUAUUACAUGUACCAGAACUGCAAGACUGGAAAUCGAGGCUACUGUCCGCCUUGGGUGCUGUGUAUGAGUAUUCUAGGAGGUAGCUAGCUAGACAGAAAUAAUGAGAGAAGCUAAAUGGAUGGCGUUGUUCUCAAAGCAAUUACGAUGCUGGUUUCCUGGGUAGAGUCUAAGCAGCAUGAUAGUGAUCAGUUGCUGUGUGGCUGGUAACUGACUGGGUUGGAGCUGUACUCGUAACUGUAUGUUGUGCUGUGAGCUCUGUGGUCUAUUUAUUGUAGCUCAGCUAAUCUAAUCUACUCCACAUUAGAGUUAUAUGAAGGCUGAACCUGCCAACGUCCCACUACCAUGCUAACUCUGGGGCCGUGUCCCAAAUGGCACCCUAUUCCCUACACAGAGCCCUGUGAGACCUGGCCAAAGGUAGUGCACUAUAUAGGGAAUAGGGUGCCAUUUGGGACGCACAGUUUGAGUGGAAUAGGAAUAUUUUCUUGUUAUGAAUGAUGGAUGAGACAGACGGUCAAAUUAGUCAAGUUCCUACUGCAUACUGUAGGUAGGUGUGCUCAUAUUGAAAUCACAAUAGGUUGGUGGCACCUUAAUUAGGGAGAACGGGCUCGUUCUAAUGACUGGAGCGUAAUGGGUGGAAUGGUAUCAAAUACAUCAAACACAUAGCUUCUAGGUGUUUGAUGCCAUUCCAUUUGCUCCGUUCCGGCCAUUAUUAUGAGCCGUUCUCCCCCCAUCAGCCUCCUGUGAUUGAAAUUGGUUCAUAAUGUAACACAUCUAAAACGAACAUGUGGAAAUGCAUCGAUCCGCACAAUUCUUAUUAAUUUUUGUUUAAUUUCAAGACUUCAAUCAGGUAACUUCCAUAAUGAUGAAUCUAUGUAAUAAGAUUUGAUUCAAUAAUCUGAUGUUAGGUUCUAAUCUAUUAUAGUCCCGUGUAGCUCAGUUGGUAGAGCAUGGUGCUUGCAACGCCAGGGUUGUGGUUUCGAUUUCCAUGGGGGAAGUCGCUCUGGAUAAGAGCGUCUGUUAAAUGAUGAAAAUGUAAUCAGGUACAGGCGGAGACUGUCAAAGCUAAAACCAGAUUUAUUACCCCAACUGGAUGCUUCAGCUGAAUUGCAAAGUCACAUAAAGGCAAGUGGGCUGAAUGGCUCUGUUUCUCCUGCUUGAGUUACACUUCCUUUUCCUCAUAUGCAAAGUCUGAUAAAGGAAAGUGGGCCAGUAGAGUGGGCCGGAAGCGCUGUAUGGCUCUGUUUAUUUCUCUACAUCCUGUUAUUUUUACUUCGACGUUGACUGCAAUCUUGCCGUUUCGUACAGAAACUAGAACUUGCUGAACAGUAACUCAACCGUGACUUUGUCCUAACCCAGACAGAUGCCUUCUAUCCACUUGUGCAACACAUGUUUAUACAACCCUUGCAGACAUACUUGCCCAACAGAGACAAACUCCUUCUUCACUGUCCCAUUCGUCUAUAUGUAACACACAUAAGUUCAACCCAUAACAAGAUGACUACUACUGAUAAACUAGUAGUACAGGGGAAAGGACUCAGGUCACACGGUUGCCAACAGUGUUGUUUGAGAAUCCUUGGUUUCUCCUCUUAAGGAUUCUCAGUUUCAACCUUUUCCUCAGAAUUAAGUUGAUAAGUCAUUGCUAUAUCCACGUAGAAUCAUUGAGCUGACAGAAGCUCUGGGCACAGACUGUCAAAGACAAUUUAGUCCCUGAUGCUCCAGGCCACAAGUAGGAUACAUGAAUAGAGUUGAACGUCAUUGCUUGGGCAAUGUCUGCAUUUGCUGCCCUGAUAUUCCUUAAUGUAAUAUAAAAACAAUUCCAUUAUGUCAAAUCCAAAUAUCAGACAAACAUAGUCAGUUCAGGUAAAGAAAGCAACACAGCCUCAGAAAGCCGCAGAGAUCAGAGACAAAGAACAACCUACCAGUAAAAAACUGUUGCGCUUCAUUAGAAGUGACAGGCAUGAAGACCUACCGACAGGGAAAAUACUGGAACUAAACCAACAUGAAUUACACGUCUGCCAUCAUUUUCUUGUAUUGCAUUGUACUGCAUUAAGUAGGAAUUAGUAAGAAGAGUGAUUUGUCUUGCCAUGGGGAGUGUGUUCCAUAUCUGCAGACAUAAAGAAGAAAGAAGAUAUAAACAUUAUGUCCUCCCGAGUUAUUUUUGUAGCGCGGCAGGAGAUUGUGUAGGCUAUAAUCAGGUGGCUGGGCGUGUAAUUAUUUAUUGUCUACAUGUAGGAUGUCUGGCUAGCACAAAGGAACGAUACAUCCACACUAUUGCUAGGAAAAAGGCUAUAGUUAGAAAUUAAAAUUCACAUCCUGUGAUGCAUGUUACCAUAAUAGGAGUACCCGGAUCACUCAUCCGGACACAUCGGGAAGGAGAAGACAACCUCAGGCAUUUCAUUAUCUUUUUUUAUUUGUUUUGGUUUAUUCAUUAUCUUUUUUUACUCGAUAUACAAACGUAUACAUACGAACAACAAUUUACAGACGCACACAAACAAUGACUUAUUCUCAUCUGCCCAGACCCGCAUGCUCACCCCCCCAUCCCUAGUACCUGCAUUAGUGUUUGCCACUUGGCCUUAAAUUGUAUCCAUUUGUUUUUCUCUGUCGCCCAUGCUUUUUAAAUAUUUAAAUCAUAAAUCAUAAAAAAAAUUCCAUUGUGUUAAUGAUGGCGGAUUCAUUGAUUUCCACUUUUUUAGUAUACGUUUUUUCAAGAUGAGUGAUUUACAUUUUACAUUGUAGUCAUUUAGCAGACGCUCUUAUCCAGAGCGACUUACAGUUAGUGAAUACAUUUUCAUACUGUGAUGAAGAGAAUCGUCCAGCCCAUUGGGUAUCUCACUACACCCCCAUAUGACAUGUCUUGAAAUAUGCAGACAGACGGAUUAAAAGUACGUUUACAUUGUAAUACUUCUGACAGCCAACUUUCUAGCUCCGCCCCAAACUUCCUGACUUUUUUCUUCUUCAUUAUCUUCUGUCUUCAUUAUCUUCUGUCUUCAUUAUCUUCUGUGUCUUCACACACACUUCCCACAUCGUGCUCAGGGCCAUCUCCAUUUCCUCUAAGUUUCCCUUGGUAAUUAAUAUGUGUGCAAUCACAGAGAUUAUAGGAAGAAAUGUGUAAACAGUAGAGUGGGAUCAGGAGGCAGUGAGGCAGUGAAGUCGGUAAUCUCCCCUGUAUGUAUACAGUAUAUGAAUGUAUGCACAAGGCCCACAGGCCCCAGUCAAGCAGGAAGCCCAGAGUACAGCUCUGAAUGCCAAUGGGCCUCUGCAUUAAGCCUUAGAAUAAUUCAUGAGCGGGUCUCAGGGUUUUUACUAUUAGAGAUGGAUGCCGUUUUGCCUGGCCUUGUACUCUGUGCUGUAGCAGGUAUUGAUUGUGCUGUUGGAUUUUGGACAGUACAGUUUUCCUCUUGGCAGGGAGAUCUGAAUCUGAUGCCAUGGAUCUCACUCCUCCAUGUGUCCAUUGACCUCGAUGACAGAGAGGGAGGAUUGCAUUCAAUUUUAAACACUUGUACUUAUUUUGUUAAAGGCAUAGGUAGAUACUCAGCCAAAAUGUCCUCGGUGAAUAUGGUCUCAUAUUCUAUUGAAUGAUAAAGGAUUGUGUGAUUCCUGUAGAAGACCCUUUGGGCUUUGCUCGGCCCCAGAGAGUGCAGAUUCUGUUUGAAAACUUCAAACAUGCAUCCUUAUUUGCAAUGUGGUGGGUACCGUGCUUUCACUUGUCCAAUGCUGUUAGCUACAUAAUUUCAGGGCAAGGAAAGAAGGAAGCAUGCAUUUUUUAUGUUGUUUAAUGGCCACUGUAACCCCUGAUCUCACUGUACUAUACCGUCUUUGACCUAUUGACCUUCCCCCCCCAGCCUCUGAGGAUGCACUGUAACUGCUGUGCCCUGGUGUCCAGCUCGGGCCACCUUACCGGCAGCAACCGCGGGGAGGAGAUCGACCGCACCGAGUGCGUCAUCCGCAUGAACAAUGCCCCGAACGGAAACAAUUUCCAUCAGGAUGUGGGCCGGCGCACUAGCCUGCGCGUCAUCGCCCACUCCAGCGUGCAGAGGGUGCUGCAGAGCCAGCAGGAGCUGCUCAACGCCAACCAGGACUCGGUCUUCCUGUUCUGGGGACCCACCAGCUCCAUGCGGCGCGACGGCAAAGGCAGUGUCUUCAACAACCUGCGUCUGGUCAACCAGCUGCUUCCCAAGCUCAAGGUCUAUGUCAUCUCCCACCUCAAGAUGCUGGAGUUUGACGAGCUCUUCAAAAAUGAAACGGGAAAAGACAGGUAGGAUUUUGACGUUUUGACCCUUGGGUCAAUAAUAUCAUUGGGUUUUGACUUUGUGAAUCUGACUGUCCAAUUCUGGUCAAGGAUGACUUCUGAAGAAUACAGUCACUGUGUUUGAGGACUUGAAUCAAGAUUAGCCAGGGAAGCCGAAUGCAUUGUUUUCAGUGCUCUUGAGCAUACAUAUUCUAAUACACAAUUUAAAAGACAUACAUAUUCUAAAACACAUUUUAAUACACAAACAUAUUCUAAUACACAUACACAUUCUAAUUUAAAAGCUGCUGUCGAGCAUUUUUGACGCUCUUAACAAAAGACUAAGUAAGAAAUCCCAACAACCACCCGACCACUCACAGUAUCAUUAAUGGGAUUUAGUUCAAAGCACUCUGAAUAUAUGUUGAAGACUCAAGAGGAUGUAGUGUAGAGCAAGGGGAUACGAGAGUCCAAUUGAAGCUCACGAUGCAGCUAGAGAGACUAUCUGUAAGUACAAUAACACUGUCCCGAAUAAAAACCAUGGCUGAAUCACGUUGUGAAUGGUAGAGGUAGAAGAAGAAACAACAAUGACUGUUUUUACCUCGACACAACUGUGAACACAAUGUUGUGAAAAGUUAACAGCUACAGUGCAUUGCAAAAGUAUUCAUACCUUUGGAUUUCUUCACGUUUUAUUUUGUUACGAAUGGGAUUACAAUUGAUUUAAUUGUAACGUUUCGUUAAUAUUCUCCUCAAAAUACUCUGUAAUGUCAAAGUGGAAGAAAAAACUUAUUUUUAUUUUUAUUAAUAAUACAAAUUUGAUAUCUAAAAUAUAGUGGUUGUUUAGGCCAGCCUAAAUUAGUUCACGAGUAAAAUGUGGCUUAACAAAUCACAUAAUAAGUUGCAUGGACUCACUCUGUGUAAAAUAAUAGGGGUUGACAGAUUCAUAAAAGCCUCAUAUAGAAGGGCAGUGAUUGGUAGAUGGGUAACAAUAACAAAUCAGACAUUGAAUAUCUCUUUAAGCAUGGUCAAGUUAGUAAUUAUGCUGUGGAUUAUGUAUUAAACCAACCAGACACAACAAAGAUACAGUCGUCCUUCUGAACUGAGCAGCAGGACAGGAAUGAACUGCUCCAUGAGGCCAUUGGCCACGGUUACAGAGUUAAAUGGCUUUGAUGGGAGAAAACUGAGGAUGGAUCAACAACAUUGUAGCGACUCCACAAUAAUGACUUAAAUUACAGCGUGAAAAGAAGAAUACAAAUAUAUUUAUUAAAAAUAUUACAAAACAUGCAUCCUGUGUGCAACAAGGCACCAAAGUAAUACUGAAAAAAUAAAAAAUGAAAAAAGGGAAUACACUUUUUGGCCUAAAUGCAAAGCCUUAUGUUUGGGGCAAAUCCUAUACAACACAUCACUGAGUAACUGCCUCCUUAUUUUCAAGCAUGGUGGUGGCUGCAUCAUGGUAUGGGUAUGCUUGACAUUGGCAAAUACUGUGGCAUUUUUCAGGAUAAAAAGAAACGGGAUGGAGCUAAGCACAGACAAAAUCCUAAAGGAAAACCUGCUUCAGUCUGCUUUCCAACGGACACUGGGAGAUUCAUUCACCUUUCAGCAGGACAAUAACCUACACACAAGGCCAAAUAAUCACUGGAGUUGCUUACCAAGAAGACAGUGAAUGUUUCUGAGUGGCUAAGUUACAGUUUUGACUUAAAUCUGCUUGAAAAUCUAUGGCAAGACUUGAAAAUUGCUGUCUAUCCAUGAUCCUCAACAUCUUGACGGAGCUUGAAGAAUUAUAAAAGUAGUAUUGGGCUAAUAUUGCACAAGCCAGGUGUGUAAAGUGCUUAUUUGUCUUUAUUAUGGAUCCCCAUUAGCUGAUGCCAAGGCAGCAGCUACUCUUCCUGGGGUCCAGCAAAAUUAAGGCAGUUCAUAGAAUUUUAAAAACAUUACAAUACAUUCACAGAUUUCACAACACACUGUGUGCCCUCAGGCCCCUACUCCACCACUACCACAUAUCUACAGUACAAAAAUCCAUGUGUACAUGUGUGUAUAGUGCGCAUGUUAUCGUGUGUGUGUAUGCAUGUGUCUGCGCCUAUGUUUGUGUUGCUUCACAGUCCCCGCUGUUCCAUAAGAUGUUUUUUUAUCCGUUUUUUAAAUCUAAUUGUACUACUUUCAUCAGUUACUUGAUGUGGAAUAGAGUUCCAUGUAGUCAUGACUCUAUGUAGUACUGUGCGCCUCCCAUAGUCUGUUCUGGACUUGGGGACUGUGAAGAGACCUCUGGUGGCAUGUCUUGUGGGGUAUGCAUGGGUGACCGAGCUGUGCGCCAGUAGCUCAAACAGACAGCUCAGUGCACCCAACAUGUCAACACCUCUCAUAAACACAAGUAGUGAUGAAGUCAAUCUCUCCUCCACUUUGAGCCAGGAGAGAUCGACAUGCAUAUUAUGUUAGCUCUCUGUGUACAUCCAAGGGCCCGCCGUGCUGCCCUGUUCUGAGCCAAAGUCCUUUUUUGUUGCACCUGACCACACGACUGAACAGUAGUCCAGGUGUGACAAAACUAGGGCCUUUAGGACCUGCCUUGUUGAUAGUGCUGUUGAGAAGGUAGAGUGGCACUUUAUUAUGGACAUACUUCUCCCCAUCUUAGCUACUGUUGUAUCAAUAUGUUUUGACCAUGACAGUUUACAAUCCAGGGUUACUCCAAGCAGUUUAAUCACCUCAGCUUAGAGACUUAGAGUUGAAUACUUAUGCAACGACAAUAUUUUAGUUAUUUAAUUUAUAUUAAUCACAAAAACAAAAAAAAAAAAAAAAUUCUUCCACUUUGACAUUAAAGAGUAUUUUGUGUGGAUUGAUGACAUACAAAAAAAAAUGUGUUCCCACUUUUGAACACAAUCAAAGUUGAAUAAUUCCAAUGAAUGUGAAUACACAAUGUUGCUGUGUAUGUUGGAUGUGUGCUAUAUCAAUGUCUGCUCAACUGCAAACUGCAGUUAUCCCAGUCAGUCAGUCAGGUACAGUGUCAUAAGCUUGGUAGCAAGCCUACAGUAAGUGACGCUUAAACAUUUAUGUCAUAGGAAGCCAACCCAACGUACUAAUCAUUAAUAGAUGCUGACAGAUUAGCGACUAGCAAUCCAAAUUAGCCGUGUCUCCAGCAGCUACAUGACAGGUACAUAUGCUACGAUGCUACAAGAUAAUUGGUGUCUUCAUUAACUGUUGACAGGAAGGUACAGAAGCGCCACACUGCCUCACAAGAUGAUGUCACUGAGUCAGAGCUGGGAGCAGAAACCGAUUACAGGUCCUACCAGACUCUCACUGGCUGGCACUCUCCCUGGCACUCUAUCUGGCAGAUAGCACACAGGAUGAGCCCAGACAGGAGUGGCACCACUGCCAGCUGGGAUAUCCCCCAGUGCCCAUCGAGGGGCUGGUAUGGCUGGCAGGUCUGGCAGGUCCAUGCAGCCCCGACAAACUAGCCUUGACGGCUCAGUAGAUGAGAGGGCUCCAUAUUACAGGGGGCACCGGUUUGAUGGCUGUUUAUUGGCCUUGAAACCGCCAUUUCAUGUAAAAUCAUUUAAAUUAGAAAUAUGGCAGUGUGAAAACUUAUGGUAUUCAAAAUUAACCAAUAAAUUGAGGGCCUUGGCCAGAAUGGAUGUCACUGCGAGCACCACAUAGGGAAGUUUUGUCAUGAUUACCAUUUAAUACAUUUUGUUGAACAUGUCUUGUUUCCAUUCACCUUCUCAUCCAGGAAGACCUCUAACACGUGGCUGAGCACUGGCUGGUUCACAAUGGCCAUUGCCCUGGAACUCUGUGACAGGGUCAAUGUCUAUGGCAUGGUGUCUCCGGACUUCUGCAGGUGGGUUGGGUUCUGCACAGUGCUGUCCGACAGGGAUUAUUACCCCAAUUAUACUAAUAUAUUACUAAUAGGCAACUAGGGUUGCAAAGGGUGGGUAUAUUACUGGAAACUUUCAAAGUUUACUAGAAAACGACCAGAACUUUGGUAACUUUUAAUUUUUAAUUUUAUUUUAUCAGAUGACUUCUAGUGGCCUUUUUGGGUACUUAAGAUUAUCACAGGUGUCUGUUAUUGUCUCUGGCCCUCUGUGUGUACUUAUCACAUGUACAAUUUAGAAAAUAAUCAAAUAAAAUGAUUUAAAUUGAAAAAAUUGAAUGACAAAGAUGUAAAACAUUAUCCAAAAUAUAAACCAUCAACUUAUUGAAUGCCAUUGGUGUUUAAUAUAAGCAUGUCAGCAUUAAAUAUCCUUUAUAUUUUUAUUAUUUAUUUUACUAUGUCUUUGUUGUAAAUGUUUUGGCGCCAAACUGGUGGCAGUUGUGAAAAAAGCCAAUAGUUGGAAGAGUUGCAGAGUUCAUUGAAAAUAAUGACAUUGUUGAUUAGAUACUGUGCUUUUUAAAAUUAAUUAGGCAAUUUUUCUUGAACAAUAUGGUCUAUCCACUAGAAACACAUGGACAAUAUGGACACAGAUAUAAAAAAUGAAUACUAUAUAUAUGUAUAUAUAUACUAUAUACAGUGCCUUGCAAAAACAUUCGUCCCUGUUCGCGUUUUUCCUGUUUUGUUGCAUUACAACCUGUAAUUUAAAUGGAUUUGUAUUUGAUUUCAUGUAAUGGACAUACACAAAAUAGUCCAAAUUGGUGAAGUGAAAUGAAAAAAAUUACUUGUUUAAAAAAAUUCAAAAAAAUAAAUAACUGAAAAGUGGUGCGUGCAUAUGUAUUCACCCUCUUUGCUAUGAAGCCCCUAAAUAAGAUCUGGUGCAACCAAUUAGCUUCGGAAGUCACAUAAUUAGUUAAAUAAAGUCCACCUGUGUGCAAUCUAAAUGUCACAUGAUCUGUCACAUGAUCUCAGUAUAUAUACACCUGUUCUGAAAGGCCCCAGAGUCUGCAACACCACUAAGCAAGGGGCACCACCAAGCAAGCGGCACCAUGAAGACCAAGGAGCUCUCCAAACAGGUCAGGGACAAAGUUGUGGAGAAGUACAGAUCAGGGUUGGGUUAUAAAAAAAUAUCAGAAACUUUGAACAUACCACGGAGCACCAUUAAAUCCAUUAUUAAAAAUGAAAAGAAUAUGGCACCACAACAAACCUGCCAAGAGAGGGCCGCCCACCAAAACUCACAGACCAGGCAAGGAGGGCAUUAAUCAGAGAGGCAACAAAGAAACCAAAGAUAACCCUGAAGGAGCUGCAAAGCUCCACAGCGGAGAUUGGAGUAUCUGUCCAUAGGGCCACUUUAAGCCGUACACUCCACAGAGCUGGGCAUUACGGAAGAGUGGCCAGAAAAAAAGCCAUUGCUUAAAGAAAAAAAUAAGCAAAACGUUUGGUGUUCGCCAAAAUGCAUGUGGGAGACUCCCCAAACAUAUGGAAGAAGGUACUCUGGUCAGAUGAGACUAAAAUUGAGCUUUUUGGCCAUCAAGGAAAACGCUAUGUCUGGCGCAAACCCAACACCUCUCAUCAACCCGAGAACACCAUUCCUACAGUGAAGCGUGGUGGUGGCAGCAUCAUGCUGUGGGGAUGUUUUUCAUCAGCAGGGACUGGGAAACUGGUCAGAAUUGAAGGAAUGAUGGAUGGUGCUAAAUACAGGGAAAUUCUUGAGGGAAACCUGUUUCAGUCUUCCAGAGAUUUGAGAUUGGGACGGAGGUUCACCUUCCAGCAGGACAAUGACCCUAAGCAUACUGCUAAAACAACACUCGAGUGGUUUAAGGGGAAACAUUUAAAUGUCUUGGAAUGGCCUAGUCAAAGCCCAGACCUCAAUCCAAUUGAAAAUCUGUGUUAUUUACAUUUACAUUUACGUCAUUUAGCAGACGCUCUUAUCCAGAGCGAUUUACAAAUUGGACUGACUUAAAGAUUGCUGUACACCAGCGGGGGGGGGGGGGGUGAAUAGUUAUGCACGCUCAAGUGCUGUUUCUUUUUCUUAUUUUUUGUUUGUUCCACAAUAAAAAUUAUUUUGCAUCUUCAAAGUGGUAGGCAUGUUGUGUAAAUCAAAUGAUACAAACCCCCCAAAAUCAAUUUUAAUUCCAGGUUGUAAGGCAACAAAAUAGGAAAAAUGCCAAGGGGGGUGAAUACUUUCGCAAGCCACUGUACUAAUAUACAGUAUAUGAAUGCAUUUUUUAUUUUUAUUAUUUGAGUAUUAAUUACUGAAAAUUCCAUAGGCAACUAUCACUAGUAUUACUAUUAUUAUUAUUAUGAAUAUUUAUGUUCUGGCAAAUACAAUGUACAUGCUUGUGUCCUGAAUAUCCUGACUGCAUAGAAAAAUGUUUUUAUUGUCACAUACACUGGAUAGGUGCAGUGAAAUGUGUUGUUUUACAGGGUCAGCCAUAGUAGUACAGCACCCCUGGAACAAAUGAGGUUUAAGUGCCUUGCUCAAGGUCACAGACAGAUUUUUCACCUUGUCGGCUCAGGUAUUCAAACCAGUGACCUUUUGGUUACUGGCCCAAAGCUCUAACCUGCCGCCUGUAGAUUGAUUGAAGAUUACAGUAACUCCAGAUAUUAAGCUGAUAUCCAUAGGCAGGUCCAUGGGACCAUAUCAAAUGUCUGUGCUGUGUGAAUGAUUAAUGCUGGCUCAAACGCCCCUCUGUCUGCUGGCUCAAACUCCCCUCUGAGGCCUGAGCCUACUGAGUGUAGUACUGUCAGGAUCAUCACAGGGAUCAUAGGACUAGCUUUGAUGAGCACAGGGCUCUCAUGGCUAAGAAAUAUUUUUAUGAUAUCUCUCUCAUCUAUCUCUUUCUCUCUAUCCCUCUCUCUCUCUCUCUCUCUCUCUCUCUCUCUCCCUCCCUCCCUCCCUCCCUCCUCUCUCUCUCUCUCUCUCUCUCUCUCUCUCUCUCACACGCACACUCUCCCUCUUUCUCUCUGUUAAUCUAUCUCUCCGUCACUCCCCUGCCCAUUCUCACUGUCUGUCUUCCCCCUCUUCCAUUUCCUCCCUCAAACUUCUCCCCACUUCUCCCUUCAUAUCCCCCUUUCUCCCUCUCUCUUCUCAUCCUCUUUUCACAGGACUCCCUCCCAUCUCUCAGUGCCGUAUCAUUACUAUGAGCCCUCUGGGCCCGACGAGUGCUCGAUGUAUCUCUCCCACGAGCACAACCAGCACGGCAGCCACCACCGCUUCAUCACGGAGAAAACGGUGUUCGCCAACUGGGCCCAGAAGUAUGACAUCCACUUCUACCAGCCAGACUGGAGCCCGUCCUCUACUCUCAAUGGAAGCAGCUCACACACACCUGCUCCAGCUGUCUCCUGA